Aspergillus novofumigatus IBT 16806 is the source of this 1137-nucleotide messenger RNA. RefSeq names its product ubiquitin-related modifier 1. NCBI's taxonomy places the organism in Eukaryota, Fungi, Ascomycota, Eurotiomycetes, Eurotiales, Aspergillaceae. The transcript has 3 exons. The record is from RefSeq and is a predicted model, not a curated record. Gene Ontology annotation, molecular function: protein tag activity. Bases 418 to 762 code for a protein of 114 amino acids. Gene Ontology annotation, cellular component: cytoplasm; nucleus. Gene Ontology annotation, biological process: protein urmylation; tRNA thio-modification.
CACAUUGUUAUCUGCACCAAAGGCGAGCACACCUAACUGCACAUCCCAGUCUGCGGCGGCCGGAUGCCUGUUCCCCCAACACUGAUGUAUUCUGUCGUGAUUGACACCAUGAAUGCGCCGGACAAUGAUCGCCAAUUAGUGGUCUAAGUUGGUAUAGAAGUGCAGCGACAAAGUCCAACUAUGGACACGGGCAGAGAGGCGCUAUCUUUCGAUUGCUGAGGAGAGAAUGGAUCGAUGACCACUUUUUGUGCUCGGAAUUUAAGCUUAUCGAUAAGCGCGGCCAUCGCAGAGCUGCCCCUCUCCGUUUGCAUUUUCCUCCUACUCGUAUGUCUUCGGUCAACGCGACUCCUCGACUAUUCCUGAAUCAAUAUUUGACGGCCACAUUUUCUCCGGCCGUGGGUCCAUUCUGAAGCAGUCAUGGCUGACCCUUCUGCCGUGAAAGGCGGUGCCGAUAGCAUCACCAUUACUGUUGAGUUCACUGGUGGUCUGGAGAUUCUCUUCUCCAAUGAGCGAAAACAUCAUAUCACGCUACCCGCUCAAGUAGAUGACGGUGGCCGGCCAACCAUCGCUUACUUAUUACGAUAUCUGGUUGACAAUGUUAUGAAGGAUCAAAGGAAAGAGCUAUUUAUAAUGGAAGACAAUGUACGACCUGGUAUCCUCGUCCUUAUCAACGAUGCCGACUGGGAACUGGAAGGCGAAGAGAAAUACGAGCUCCAGUCAGGGGACAAUAUUGUAUUCGUCUCAACACUUCACGGAGGAUAGAUCCGCCUGGAAGCCUACAUGCGCUCUAUAAGAAUCAUCAUUUCCAUGCACUCGACAUGAUCUAAGGUCAAUUGUAUACCGCGCAGCAUUUGAGUCCAGACCGAACAUACGAUCAGACAACAUCGUCCACAUGCUGUUGCGAUAUCCUCUCCGGCUCACGAGGAGUUCGAAGGCCGCUUUGUGGUGUUGAAAAUCCAUCCUUGGGACUGCCUAUUCCUCCAACCAAGGGAGACGGCACCCCACUGGGAGGUACCGGAAUCUUGAUAUCUUGCGGAGAGCCAGGUAUAAUUUCUUUUGGCAAAUCAGGGAUGUGUAUUCUGCGCGCCUCGUUUUGGUAGCUUUCCGGGAUAAUCUGCACGAAGUGGUUUUAGUCGG